AUGAGAAAGCUCUGUUGCGUCUCCAAAGAGCCGUCAAAUCCUCCUCCGUCAACACGUAGCCGGAGCACUGAAUCACCGGCUGUCGACGCAAAAAUCGAUUCUGCGGCGGAGAUCAUACAGAAAUGGAACAUGGAGGCCUCCAUUUUUGGUAGAGUCACUUCUAUGUUCUAUGAGAGCAAGCGAGAAGCCAUGGAGUUCAUCGAGCGUGUGAAGGAUCUGCAGACGACGAUGCGUCUCUUGGUUUCCGAGGAUCCUAAUUCGGAGAACCUCGCGAGAGCUCAUACUCUGAUGCAGAUCGCGAUGAAGAGGCUGCAGAAGGAGUUUUACCAGAUUCUGUCCAUGAAUUGUGCACAUCUGGAUCCUGAAUCCGUCUCGACUCGAUCUUCGCUUACCUCUGCGAGAUCUAGCACUUCUGAUUUUCCCGACGACGAUGAUGCAACAAACGCCGCAGGGGAUUCCAUUGUCGAAGUGGAGGAAGUGUCAACAAUAGCCAUGUCGGAUUUGAAAACCAUUGCUGAGUGCAUGAUCGCUUCCGGUUACGCAAAAGAGUGCGUGAGUAUAUAUAAAUCCAUCAGAAAAUCGAUCGUCGACGAAGGAAUCUACCGACUCGGAGUGGAGGGAAUCAGUUCGUCGAAGAUGAAGAAAAUGCCAUGGGAGGUGGCUGAAAUGUUGAUGAAAAGCUGGGUCGAGGCGGUGAACGUUUCCCUGAAGACUCUCUUCAACGGCGAGAGAAUUCUGUGCGAUCACGUCUUCGAAUCCUCGAAUACUCUCAGAGAGUCUUGUUUCAGUGACAUCUCCAGAGAAGGAGCGUUUCUUCUGUUUGGUUUUCCAGAAACCGUUGCCGUCAAAAACAAGAAAAAUUCACCCCCGGAAAAGAUUUUCCGGCUGCUGGACAUGUACAGCACGAUCGCCGACAACUGGAAGGAAAUCGAAUCGAUCUUCUCUUUCGAAUCAACCUCUAUCUUCCGUAAACAAGCUCUCAACUCUCUAAUCUGCCUCGGUGAUUCGAUUCGAUCGCUAUUGGACGAUUUCGAGACCGGAAUCCAGAAGGACUCGUCGAAGACUGUGGUUCCCGGUGGAUCAGUACAUCCUCUGACAAUCUCCACCAUGAAUUACCUCUUGUUGGAUUUGGGUUUAUUUGAUAGAAUCAAAACGGGCCUAGCCCGUGAGAAGCCCGAUCCGUCUAAAUUUAAAUCUGUAGAAUAUUAA
Tarenaya hassleriana is the source of this 1209-nucleotide messenger RNA. RefSeq names its product exocyst complex component EXO70B1-like. The record is from RefSeq and is a predicted model, not a curated record. Gene Ontology annotation, cellular component: exocyst. Lineage: Eukaryota; Viridiplantae; Streptophyta; Magnoliopsida; Brassicales; Cleomaceae. Gene Ontology annotation, biological process: exocytosis. Bases 1 to 1209 code for a protein of 402 amino acids. The transcript has a single exon. Gene Ontology annotation, molecular function: phosphatidylinositol-4,5-bisphosphate binding.